Molecule: messenger RNA, 1962 nt
Organism: Pseudoliparis swirei
Lineage: Eukaryota; Metazoa; Chordata; Actinopteri; Perciformes; Liparidae
Exons: 5
Coding region: 611-1147 (178 amino acids)
Biological process (GO): positive regulation of DNA-templated transcription; autophagosome assembly
Cellular component (GO): nucleus; autophagosome
Source: RefSeq, a predicted model, not a curated record
AGUAACUAUCACGCUCAGAGUGGGGGAAGACCGCGAAUGUGAAAAAACCUCAGCGCGUUUAACGUUAGUAAGAAGGAUAAACCAUGGACCAAAAGUCAUAUUUUGGUCGACGUCGAUGUUUCAAAUGUCACUUCUUCGUUACGUCGGUGACGCAGAGGAGGAGAGAGAGCGGGUUGGCUCGUGGGAACGGGACGCGCACAUGACCCGCCUUAUUUGGGCUGGGUUAGGUUGAGGUUCCGGGGCUUGGGGAGGACUCUAGCUGAUAAACAACUCCGACAUCAUAACAGUCUUUGAAAAACAGCAACAUAGCGAGACGACGGCCACACCCAGAGACCAACACACGUCCGUUUCUUGGCCAGCUGUUUCCCCCUGACGAGGCGUCAUAGCGACAUCACAACUCAGGCCGCUCGGGUUUCUGAGCUUGGCGCAAUGGAAGCUGUCCUUGAUGCUGAGCAGGCAGGUGUCCACGGAAGACACUGUCUGUAUUAGUGACCGCCUCAAGGGGGAGCACUUGCGUUGCUUAACCUGCCAAAGACACAAGCAAGGGAUCCUCAGAUCAACUUGGUGACCCCUUCUCAUCUCCAGUGGGGAUUGCAACACAGGCACCAAGAUGAUCGGCAAGAUUCUCUCUCAUCUGCUCGGGAGCGCCGGCGAGGACUUUGAGACGGCGGAAGACGCCAACCAUGAGCUGAUGGAGUUUGAGGAGGGAGGAUGGGUUAUUGUUGACGUGCAAGAGAGCGAGCCGGUGACUACAGUGACGGCCUCCGAGGUGGACCCCCUGGAGAACCUGCUGAUUGAGCACCCCAGGAUGUCCAUCUACCAGAUGAGAUGCAGUGUGGAGGGAGCGGAGGAGGAGCUUGGCUCCGAGGAAGACGAAGAAGAAGAGGAGGUCACCUCCAGGCACGUGGCAGUGAGGCGGCAUGUGUCCUGGCGUCUGGCCGCCUGGGGAAUCCCGCUGCCCUGCGACCUCGACGUCCAGCUGCUGGCGGUGCAGAGGGCCGGGACCCGGGCCCAGGCCCAGGCCGAGCGGAAGAAGCUGAGCCGCAGCGCCCUCCACAAGCAGAACCUGGCCAGGGUGCGUUUCUCCCCGGCAGAGAGAUGCUACGGCCACUUCAAGCAGCCCUGCCAACGCCUCUGCAACUACUGAGGCUGUUUGGACGGGACUGCUCGUGAGAGAGGAGAGCGUUUGGAGUUGCAGCGCGGUGCCUGGAUCACUUUUUUCUCACCACUGUUCCACCUCACACAGUUAAUUCUGAGCGCCCACCAAGGCAAACCAUCAAAAGACUGAACCCCAAUAGGUUUUUGCUUUUGCUUUUAAUACAACCAACCUGCACUGCACCUCUCUCACGCCCGAAACACGGCGAGAGCGGUGAAUCUUGAUCUCCUGACGUCAUGGCGUCCCUCAGGUUGGAGAAGCGUUAGGAAUUCUACAUUAUGAAAUGAGAACAGCUGGGCGGAUUCAGAUUGCUUCGAUAUUCGUAGGUGUGUGGGGCUAAUGUGUGAAAGUUAUUGUGUGACACUGAUUCAAACAUUAUGAAAACUUCUAAACAAUACUUUGCUCCAUAUGGAUUUAUUAAUUGUGACGCAGUUGGAUAACAGCUUGUUUUCAACUGGUUGGUCGCAUUCAGUAUGUAUUAUCUCAUGUGCCUUAGCUUUAGACGUUCUUGUGAAUGUGAGUGUGUUAAAAUGUACUUUCAUAGCACGUAUUCAUGUGGUGUGGGGAAAAAACCCACCUGGGAAUUUCCUAAUAUGAAUGCUCAUUUAGUUUGAAUCAUUACAAAAAACAGUUUUGUAUCAAGUCCAUCGUUUUAUUCUUUUGAGCGGAUGCAUACUGAUUAUUAUCAAUUUUAUACAUGUUGCUUAUUGAGUGUAAAUACAGUUGAAUAUUAUGUUUUUUUUCUAUUUGCGUGUAUUUAUAAAAUGUACCCCCCCCCCCCCAAAAUUAAAAUCUUGUAUUCUUAA